CGUGCCUGGACUGGCUAUCGGGCGACCCACAUUCAUGAUUUUUCCGAUAAGGAUUUCGACUGCUUAUCGCAUUGCGCUCCUCUAAAUUUUCUAGCAGUCGCAAACUAUUUUGUACGCCCAUUCCCAACUGCUUCAGCUAUCCCCUACUCUACAAGAUGGCGGCCGUAUACAAGUCCCUGUCCAAGGGCGGCAGCGAGAAAAACGAAUCGUCGACCAAUGGCGUCAAGAAAAACAAGCAGAGGGUGCUGAUCUUGUCCAGCCGAGGUGUCACGUACAGACACCGUCACCUCUUGAAUGACCUUGCCUCUCUGCUCCCUCAUGGUCGAAAGGAUGCCAAGUUCGACUCGAAAUCCAGACUCGGCGAGCUCAACGAACUGGCCGAACUGUACAACUGCAACAAUGUUUUGUUUUUCGAGGCGAGAAAGGGCAAAGAUUUAUAUGUAUGGAUGAGCAAGGUGCCCAAUGGCCCGACAGUUAAAUUUCACCUGCAAAACUUGCACACGAUGGAGGAAUUGCACUUCACUGGAAACUGCUUGAAGGGCUCAAGACCAAUCCUUUCAUUCGACGCCGCUUUCGAGACCCAACCGCAUUUCCGCGUCAUGAAGGAACUCUUCCUUCACACAUUUGGCGUUCCGCAAGGCGCGCGAAAGUCCAAGCCAUUUAUCGACCAUGUCAUGGGCUUCAGCAUUGCAGAUGGCAAGAUUUGGAUUCGAAACUACCAAAUCAGCGAGGUCGAGCAGACCAAAUUGAAGGGUGGCGAGGAAGAACCCACAGUUGGCAAAUCCAACACGGACAUCAAUCUCGUCGAAAUCGGACCUAGAUUCGUUCUCACGCCCCUGGUGAUACAGGAGGGCUCGUUCGGUGGACCAAUUAUAUACGAGAACAGAGAAUUCGUCUCUCCCAACCAAAUCAGAGCUGACAUUCGGAGAGCAAAGGCCGCAAGGCACAACGGCAGGGUGGAGCAGGCAGUUGGCCGCGUGUCAAAGAAGGAUGAUCUGGGCCUCCUGUCCAACGGCAACCGACCUGCCAAGAACGAGCUGGAUAAGACAACGCUGUUCGCAUAGACGGUGUGAAGGUUGAUAAGAAUGAUGGCGGGGAUCUCCAAGACUUUGAUUUGUAUUUAUCACAGGCGGCGCAUAAAAUGGAUUACAUGGCACGGCAGUCUUUCGUCUCGCAGUUACUUUCACAAACGCGUCCAGCACGCGCUGAGGCCAUUUCCUUGCCAGAUCAAUAAUUUAGACUGUUGGAUUUUUUAUAUAUUAUGGAUUGUGGUUAUGCAUUCAAAUUUUGCCAAUCAUUAC
Molecule: messenger RNA, 1301 nt
Organism: Trichoderma harzianum CBS 226.95
Lineage: Eukaryota; Fungi; Ascomycota; Sordariomycetes; Hypocreales; Hypocreaceae
Exons: 3
Coding region: 156-1064 (302 amino acids)
Biological process (GO): rRNA processing; ribosomal large subunit assembly
Cellular component (GO): nucleolus
Molecular function (GO): rRNA binding
Source: RefSeq, a predicted model, not a curated record